Perca fluviatilis (European perch) is the source of this 625-nucleotide messenger RNA. Its product is annotated as galectin-3-like. Gene Ontology annotation, molecular function: IgE binding; laminin binding; carbohydrate binding. Gene Ontology annotation, biological process: neutrophil chemotaxis; positive regulation of calcium ion import; monocyte chemotaxis. The transcript is spliced from 3 exons. Gene Ontology annotation, cellular component: nucleus; immunological synapse. NCBI's taxonomy places the organism in Eukaryota, Metazoa, Chordata, Actinopteri, Perciformes, Percidae. The record is from RefSeq and is a predicted model, not a curated record. Bases 14 to 415 code for a protein of 133 amino acids.
UGUGUUGUUACAGAUGGCAUCGUUUGAGCUCCCACUUCCUGGUGGAAUUAUGCCAGGCCUUGUGAUCACAGUAGACGGGGAGCCUGUCCCUGGUGGAGAAUGGUUCAAAGUUGAUUUCGUCAAAGGUUCAGAUGUCGUCUUUCACUUCAAUCCUCGAUUUUCUGAGGAAACAAUUGUCAGAAACUCCAAUGUAGAUGGAUCUUGGGGGCCAGAGGAGCGGGAAGGAGGCUUUCCAUUUGUUCAGGGACAGCGUUUUGAGCUGAAGAUCCUUGUGGAGGAGGACUCGUUUAAAGUGGCGGUGGACGGCACCCACCUGCUGGAGUACGAGCACCGAGUCGGCGGGCUGGAGGAAGUGACCCUGCUGCGAGUGACGGGAGACGUCGUCCUGCACAGUGCUGCCCCGAGCAUGAUCUGAGUCCCAGAGCUACUAAACCACAUGCUGUACAGGAGUCCUGGGUCACCCUUUCCACCGUAUUUGAAAUCCUUUCAAAUACCUUGAUGAAGUUUUUGAGGCAAAAUAGUCAGCAAAGUGCAAUCUUUGCCCACCUGGCACUUAGUCAUUAAUCUUUGUGUUGUCUUUACCGUCGUCCAUGAGCUUUUGGAGCUUUUUUAAACUUGUUUGUCC